GUGGGAAAAAAACAGACGAAGCUUGGGGAAUUGGACGACAAACGGAGUUGGCGAGCUGCUGCCGAUUGAAGCCGGGCAUCUUAAAUUAUCAGUAGGAAACUGAACUUGUAUUGUAGACACACAAUCCUCAAUACGCCCUUUGUGGCUCACGAGUGAAUGCGCGAAUCAGGACAGCCUGGACGAUACCCACCGACUGCAAUGCAACAUUUGCCACGCACGUCGUCUCCCCUUGUAAAUGGGGAGCAAGGGCAAGGUAAACAGGCUGCGAAACCAAAGAAGAAACAAAGCUUUGAUUCUGAAGUGAAUUCACGCGUACGAACGUCCUCCCUCAAAGCCGUACACAUUGCUCAUGGCCCCCAAGGUCGGAUCCAACCCUUAAGCAUCCAGACGAAACUCAUCCACGAGAAACAACUACUUCCACCGCUUUCUCCGCCACCGAGUGGAGCUCUCCCUUCAAUCCCGAACCGUGCAUUCGUCAGCGGCGAUAGUCAGUAUCUGGCAAGCAAUCACAAACAUGGAGUCCCGCCUACACACCGCCAGUAUCUUAAUGGCGCUAGAUCAGAAGAAUUUAGAGGUAGAGGAGAUCAACAUGGAGUGAAUAGACAGCAGACGCGUGAUAAUCGCCGCUCGCGCUCACUCUCCCCUGCUCGCAUGCGUUCCUAUAUUGACGGCAAUGCGUCUUAUGGGCCACCCGGAGGCACGUUUGACCAUACUUCUGGUGAACGACCUUCAUCGUCUGCAACAGGCCUCUUCAGUCAAUAUGGCCACGACUCCAUGUAUGCUCCGGUAGCAAUGGAAGUGCGGGGCUCCUUCAUAUCACCACCGAUGGAAUCUGUUCGGGGCUCGUUACCUCCACCACCGAGGAAGAACUCGGAAAAGCAGGACACAACCGGCUCCCAAACAAGUUCUGGUGCAUCGGAAGCGUCCGUGUCCUCCUCAGUUGUCCGCCAAAAGGCAGAGACUGAGGAAACUGUAGAUAAUGAGAUCGAGUCGCCGAAAACCAGAACCGUUUUAUUAGAUGAUGCAACCUUGGACUUACCGUUUGGAAAGGCAGGAACAGAGUCACCUGGAUCCACAGAGCAGUCACCCAAAAUGCGUGCUUCUGUAUUGGAGAUGGGCAAUCCACAGGCGAAUAUAAGUAUGAUACAUAUGCGAUCUGAACCGGGUGCGGGCGCUGGCGCCUACGCUAAGGCAUUGGAGGAAAAUAACCGACACGGUCGUGGAUCACCUGCUUUACUUGAACGUCACCCUCAUCGGUACGAACCCGGUAGUGGGCGAUCACGAGCGGAUUCCAAUCUCUCAUCGCAGAGUUAUCAUCGCGGGUCACCGGUUGCCACGGCGGCAGAGCGAAGCAUGUCACACACAGUGUACAACAAGCCUCCUCAGUAUCAGGACUCUCCUGAACGAGAUAGCCAAAUGAUAGACACAAGAAAUACCUUCUCAAUGCAGCCUCCUGCACAUGAUGCGAAAUCCCACUCGGUUGUGCCAACCGAGAAUGAAUUCACCUCUAUGAUUUUCUCUGGAUAUUUGUUGAAGCAGAACCGACAUAAACGGUUUCAAAAGCGCCUCUUCCGGUUCGACGGAGUACUCCUCAUUUGUCUAUCGCCAAAAGAAUACCGUCUCCCUGCAAACUCCAAUUUGCUUACAUUUUCCCCCGACAAAUUCCAAGACAACAACAUGGGACGAGAAUUUGCCCAAGCCCUGCAGCGCUUCUAUCCCACCGAUCCACCAAUGCCUAGUUUAACUAACCCGCUUGUUGCUUCAAUUGGAGAAGAUAACAAGGACGGCAAGCCAGAUGUAUGGGCAAAAGGGUACUACCUACCCAAGUGGAUCAUUCCUACAUCAUCGAUCAUAAGCGUGAGAUCACUUGUCAGGCAACCGCCUAAAGAUCCUGAAGCCAAAAAGUCACGCACAUUCAUCGUUCGUACAAAGUCAAAAGAUUAUGUUCUAUGUGCGCCCUCUGCUCAAGAAUUUAAACGCUGGACGUUCCUUUUAACAAGAAUGAGCAGAGGGGUCGCUUCUGACGACGAGGGAAGUGGAAGCGAUAUGGCCUCUGCAUCCAAGAGACCUGGUUCCCCGAGGUAUGGGGCCCGAAGAGUGGUCAAAAAUGGCUUUGUAGACGCGGCUGCGGGUAAACGCCUUAGGGAUGACACACUUCGCUGGCCGAAACAUCCUAGCGUGCACAAGGUAGGAGCGUGGCGGCAGAGUUUGCGAGAGUUGGUGGAAAGGGAUCAAGGUGCUGGUGGGGCAGUUGUCCACGUUUCCGCGGCGCCGCAGGCGGCAGCAGUAUUGAGCAACGGAUCUGUCCCGGUGAACGGAAAUCUGAAGAGUGAUGAGAUGAGGCAAACGCUAGUGCCAUCAGUACCUCCUCCCGUUUCAACAAAUGUUUACGCACAACCAUCCCGCGGAGUUGAGCAGCAGUCCGGAACCCCACCCCCGUCUCCCAAGCAAAAUCCUUCUAGUAUUCCGUCGACGCCAACGGUUCGGGAGGAAACUUAUCAACCCGCGAUCCCACCGGCCAAACCUGCUCCAACUAGUGCGCUACCGUUACCGACCACUCCUCUGCCAUCAACACCCGUAGCGCCGCCCCCGGCAACAACCAGCAUGAUUGUGUCUCGGGCCGUCUCUAUUCCUGAUCUCAAGGAACUGGAAGAUGAACUCAUGGGACUGGUCCGUGUUCCUGCUGCGGAAUCUUUGGGCACGGAAGGAAUGGCUGGAUCCGUUUCUAGCAACUAUUCACAAUUUCUAGACACGGAGGAGAAGUUGCAUGCCCUCUCGGUUCCUACCCAACUUGAGCCCGUUACAGUAACCAUUCCGCCUCAACCGUCCAUUCACGCCCCUCUCAUCAACAACUGCACCACCAUUCUCCGCCUCAUAUCGCACCUCCGCGGCGACUUCAUUGCCUCUCCGACUGACCCACCUACGCCAUCCACCCCAACGACCCCGUCGACAGCAUUUACAACCCGAUACAAAACGACAUCCAUACCUUAUUUUUGUGACAUGGUCACAGAGUAUGUUGAGAGGUAUUUGGAGAGCCUGCAAGGUGAAGCGGAUCAAGGAGUCGAGUAUGUGGCGAACCGACUUGAACGUGGUAAAAUAGUUUUAGACAACUGGUGUUUGGUCUCUGAGGAUUGGAAGGGCGGAAUGGGCCAUCUUGAGAGACUAGAGCAGGGUGUGAAGGGUAUUUUAGACUUUUUUGGAUAGUUUCUUUUUUUGUUGAUUUUCCUCAUAUAUUUACAUUUAUUGUUGACUGGAUGGGAAGGGGAGUAUAUACUGGCGAAGGGAUAUUUGAGCCAAAUCCCACUUUCAGUAUUUAUAGUAGAUGAAAGUGGUCCAAAUGUUGUUGGACUGUACACUUGUUCUGAGACAAUUGGAUUUUAGAUGUAAUAAGAAUGCUGACUCGCGUGUAAUCGUUUGAUGUCCCCUUCGUUCGUUG
Messenger RNA from Spizellomyces punctatus DAOM BR117, 3436 nucleotides. RefSeq lists its product as uncharacterized. Bases 157 to 3204 code for a protein of 1015 amino acids. The record is from RefSeq and is a predicted model, not a curated record. The transcript has 4 exons. Lineage: Eukaryota; Fungi; Chytridiomycota; Chytridiomycetes; Spizellomycetales; Spizellomycetaceae.